AUGCCACCACCUGCAAUCCGUUUGCCAUGUUACCACACACCACCUAUCUUUGCAAAGGUCGAGAACGAGAACGAGACGUGGGCGGACAUCGUGCAAGUCGCGUCGCAGAACGUCGACAAGUCGUCGCUGACCCUGUGGCCGUCCUGCAAAGUCCCCGAGCUGAGUUCCUGGUCGGGCAGCUCCGGGAGAGUCGUCGUGAUCGGCAGCGCGACAGACGCCAUGGCCCCGACUGGCGGACAGGGAGGAGCGAUGGCGUUCGAGGACGCCUUGACCUCGGCCGACACUCUAGCCCUGAUCGACAAUAAGAAAGAGGAAGAACCCUCCGUCAACAAUCCACCUCGAGAAGAGACGCUGCUGCAAGUUCAACAGUGGCAGAGCGACAGAUAUACGUGUCGAAGAUGGAAAAGUCAUCAGCUUCGUCUCUUCGCUCCUCCAACUCCGUUCGAUCAGACCGCACCGCCACGACAUCGGCCGGGUCACAAACGUCGGUGUCGACCGGGAUGCAAUCAAAGCUCAGCAUGCAAGUGCCUCGUUUCGUGGACGACCAUUAUCCGGUGA
Molecule: messenger RNA, 558 nt
Organism: Fonsecaea erecta
Lineage: Eukaryota; Fungi; Ascomycota; Eurotiomycetes; Chaetothyriales; Herpotrichiellaceae
Exons: 2
Coding region: 1-558 (185 amino acids)
Molecular function (GO): monooxygenase activity
Source: RefSeq, a predicted model, not a curated record